Messenger RNA from Syngnathus acus (greater pipefish), 2925 nucleotides. It is a transcript of the gene tbck, whose product is annotated as TBC1 domain containing kinase. Gene Ontology annotation, biological process: protein phosphorylation; activation of GTPase activity. The record is from RefSeq and is a predicted model, not a curated record. Bases 157 to 2820 code for a protein of 887 amino acids. Lineage: Eukaryota; Metazoa; Chordata; Actinopteri; Syngnathiformes; Syngnathidae. The transcript has 26 exons. Gene Ontology annotation, molecular function: ATP binding; GTPase activator activity; protein kinase activity.
CACAAAAAUGACGUCAUAUAUCACGUUCAACGUCUUUUUAGUUGACAGUAGCGCCCGACUUCUUCAAUGAAAAUAUUGAAUAUCAACCCGUUAUUCGAGUUCUAGGUCGGUCGAACCUCUUUGCCGUGAAGCGGGUGUAAAGACGCUUUUCGCAGGAUGCAGCCUCUCAAGGACGCCCAGUUGGGGGCUUUUACCUUCUUCGCCUCAGCACUCCCCCAUGAUGUGUGUGGCAGCAACGGCCUCCCCCUGACCCCAAACUCCAUCAAAAUAUUGGGACGCUUCCAGACCCUGAAGACCGUCACCCAUCCCAGACUCUGCCAGUAUGUGGACAUCUCCAGAGGAAAGCAUGAACGUCUCAUCGUUGUUGCUGAACACCACGAGAGAAGUCUGAACGAUUUGCAAAAACAGGGAAACAAAGUCAGCCCAGAGACGGUUCUGCAGAUCGCCUAUGAGGUUCUGGAAGGCCUGACGUUUAUGAACAAACAUGGUAUGGUGCACAGGGCCCUUAACAUGCACAAUGUGCUCCUGGAUAGUAAGGGCAACGUCAAAUUGGCAAAAUUUGGCCUCUAUCACAUGACUGAUCAUGGUGUUGAUGUGGACUUUCCAAUUGGGUACCCAUCAUACCUUGCUCCAGAGGUGAUUGCGCAAGGCUCCUUUCACCCCAGUGGCCCUUCCCACGAAGAAACCCCGCGGCCUUCGGGACCCAAAACUGAUGUGUGGUCACUUGGAGUUCUGCUGCUUGAACUGUGUGCUGGUCGACGGCUGCUGCAUAACAUUGACAUCAAUGAGAGGCUGAAGUUCAUCCUGACUCUGGGCUGCAUAGACGACAUUGUCACGGUCCUCGCUGAAGAGCAUGGCUGCCUGGAAAACAUUAAGGAGCUGCCCGAGAACGUUCUAGAGUUGCUGCGGAAAUGCUUGACCUUCCUGCCUUCGAAACGGCCAAGCCCACGCGAGCUUUUGGGAGACGCCGUGUUCGAUGGCGUGUCGUGCCUGUACACGCCCUUCCAGAAGCCUGUCACCCUGUUCUCAUCCUCGCUACGCUGUGCACAUCUGGAGCUCCCCGAGGACAUCAGCGACCUUUGCAAAGGGGACGACGACGAUUACCUUUCAGAGCGAGCCAUCAACGAGGUGUACCACCUGUGGUGCCUUGCAGGGGGUGACCUCGAGAAGGAGCUGACCAACAAGGAGAUCAUCCAGUCCAAACCUCCCAUAUGCACACUGCCCAAUUUCGUGCUGGAGGAUGGCGAGUCGUUCGGCCAGGGCAGGGAUCGUAGUUUCUUGCUAGACGACACCACGGUGACGCUUUCUCUCUGCCAGCUCAGGAAUAGACUGAAAGACGUUGCGGGAGAAUCUUAUUUCCCUCUGCUGGAGGACGGACAGUCAAGUCUGGCGCACUCCAACAGCGCCAACGAGUUGUCGGCCAGCGUCACGCUACCGCUCAUCAUCCGCGAGAGAGACACCGAAUACCAGCUCCUCCGCGUCAUCCUCUUCGACAGACUGCUCAAGGCUUAUCCUUACAAAAAGAAUCUCGUGCACAAAGAGGCCAGGGUUGACAUCCCCCCGCUUGUGCGUGGACUAGCCUGGGCAGCUCUGCUGGGCAUUGAGGGGGAUAUUCAGGCCAAAUACGAAAGCAUCGACAAGGACACGCCCAUUCCGACUGACAGACAGAUCGAGGUGGACAUCCCACGAUGUCACCAGUACGACGAGCUGCUGUCGUCCCCUCAGGGUCACAUCAAGUUCAGACGUCUCUUGAAAGCCUGGGUGGUCUCCCACCCCGAUCUGGUCUACUGGCAGGGCUUGGAUUCACUUUGCGCCCCAUUUCUUUACUUGAAUUUUAACAACGAGGCGCUAGCAUACGCUUGCAUGUCCGCCUUCAUCCCGAAAUACCUCUACAACUUCUUCCUAAAGGACAACUCUCAUGUCAUCCAAGAGUACCUGACCGUCUUCUCGCAAAUGAUCGCCUUCCACGACCCCGAGCUCAGCAACCACUUGAACGACAUCGGCUUCAUCCCUGACCUGUAUGCCAUCCCUUGGUUCCUGACCAUGUUCACACAUGUGUUCCCGCUGCACAAGAUCUUCCACCUGUGGGACACGUUGCUGCUGGGGAACUCGUCUUUCCCGUUAUGCAUCGGCAUGGCCAUAUUGCAACAGCUCAGGGACCGCCUCCUUGCCAACGGCUUCAACGAGUGCAUCCUGCUGUUCUCUGACCUGCCGGAAAUUGACAUCGAACGCUGCGUCCGUGAAUCCAUCAAUCUUUUCUUCUGGACACCAAAAAGUGCAACGUACAGACAACAUGCGCAGCCGCCAAAGAUCGCCGGUGACAAUGGCUUUGGGAAAAACACAAAGUGUUACUCGUCCGACUUCCAGGAUUUUCCCAAGACGGACCUGUCUCGGGAACCUCUUGUGCUGUUGGACCUGAAAGCUGAAGUGUCACCUCGUAUUUCGGCAGAGGACUUCAUCGACCUCUGCGAAAUGUCAUUCGCCGUAAAUAAACGGACCAAAGCCAGCAAGCCGAGCAUUAUAGCUGUUGAUAUUCGCAGUGCAGAGGACUUCAGCAGAGGCCACAUGUCUGGCAGCAUCAACAUUCCCUUCAGCACGGCGUUCGGAACCGAUGACGAGGUGCUGCAAUGUCCAGCAACGGGAACCCUGCAGAACUACAAAGGGCGGGUUGUCGUGGUCAUCGGCCACGCCAUAAAAAGCGCUACUGUGUUUUCUGCACACCUCGUCAAGGUGAACUUUCCUCGGGUUUGCAUCCUAGAUGGAGGGAUCAACAAGUUGAAGCCCACAGGACUCCUGACUGUCCCCUCCCCUCAGAUUUGACCCAAGUGGUUGAGUCAGUUAAAAAAAAAACUAUGUACAUAUUCUUGCCGGUUUUUUGUCUUCUGAUACCAUCAUGAAUAAAAGAAUUGCACCACCUUAAUAACA